This is a messenger RNA of Xyrauchen texanus (razorback sucker), 6946 nucleotides long. It is a transcript of the gene syngap1b, whose product is annotated as synaptic Ras GTPase activating protein 1b. The record is from RefSeq and is a predicted model, not a curated record. Gene Ontology annotation, biological process: regulation of GTPase activity; negative regulation of Ras protein signal transduction. NCBI's taxonomy places the organism in Eukaryota, Metazoa, Chordata, Actinopteri, Cypriniformes, Catostomidae. The transcript is spliced from 22 exons. Bases 202 to 4248 code for a protein of 1348 amino acids.
GUUACAGUCAUUCCAAUGGCUCUUGUCGAUCACGGACGAUGAGAUUUCAUGAUCCCCCCUUUGCAUUACGGGAAUAUCACUCCAGCGUCGACGCAGUGCAUGAUCCAACUGGAUUUCCCCCCCUCGUUUAACUGCUAAAGGAUAUUUUCGCAUGCCUACAGACUAAAGAGACACGGAGAGCACGUUCAAUGCCGUUGGAACAUGUCAUAUGUUCCCUUUCAAGAUGCGAGGUAUGCUGUCCCCCCCUCCUACAGACAACAGCCCUCCUUCGCAGCUGCUCCCUCUUACGAGCAACCCGACUGGAACCCUCGUCUGUGUGUGAUCUCUGGAAAUCAGCUCUACAUGUUGGACCAGGAGGAGAUUCACCCUUUGUUGAUGCGCGAGCAGCGCUCCGAGUCGCACAGGAACAAGCUGCUGCGACGGACGGUCAGCGUGCCUGUGGAGGGAAGGCACCAUCCUGAGAUGGAAAACGCUCGGCUCCGGCGGAAAAGCAUCGCCACCGGGAAACAGCCAAGCAUGGAGAUCCCACCCACUGCCCCCCCUCAACCCUUUCGACAAUCCAGUUUCCUCAGUAGAAGACUGAAGGGGUCCAUUAAGCGGGCCAAGAGUCAGCCCAAACUGGACCGAACCAGUAGCUUCCGCCAAAUGAUCCUCCCUCGUUUCCGCAGCGCCGACCAGGACCGGACCCGUCUGAUGCAGAGCUUCAAGGAAUCACACUCCCAUGAGUCUUUGCUGUCUCCAAGCAGUGCGGCCGAGGCUUUGGAUUUAACACUUGAUGAAGAUGCCGUCAUCAAGCCUGUUCACUCCAGUAUACUGGGACAGGAGUACUGCUUUGAGGUGACAACUGCUUCAGGAACAAAGUGUUUUGCUUGUCGGUCAGCUGCGGAGCGAGACAAAUGGAUAGAGAACCUACAGAGAGCUGUCAAACCAAAUAAAGACAACAGUCGUCGCGUUGACAACGUUCUGAAGCUGUGGAUCAUCGAGGCCAGAGAGCUCCCGCCCAAAAAGCGCUAUUAUUGUGAACUGUGCUUGGAUGACAUGCUAUACGCCCGCACCACCAGCAAACCCCGAACUGAUACUGUGUUCUGGGGUGAGCACUUUGAAUUCAACAACUUGCCAGCUGUCCGCAACCUCCGCCUUCAUCUUUAUAAAGAGACAGACAAGAAAAGACGCAAGGAGAAGAGCACAUACUUAGGCUUGGUAAGUAUCCCCAUUUCCAGCAUCACCGGUCGCCAGUUCGUGGAGCAGUGGUACCCAGUCAUUCAGCCCAGCAUCCUGGCCAAGGGUGGGGGUGUGGGAGGGGGCAAAAUCAUCAACGCCUCCUUACGACUCAAGUCACGCUUUCAGACCAUGAGCAUUCUACCCAUGGAGCUUUAUAAAGAGUUUGCAGAGUAUGUAACCAACAACUACCGAACGCUGUGCGCGGUUCUGGAACCAUUACUGAGUGUCAAGAGUAAAGAGGAAGUUGCCUGUGCACUGGUACACAUCCUGCAGAGCACGGGGAAGGCCAAGGACUUUCUUUCCGAUAUGGCAAUGUGUGAGGUGGAUCGAUUCAAUGACCGAGAGCACCUUAUCUUCAGAGAGAACACACUGGCCACCAAAGCCAUAGAAGAGUACCUCAAACUCAUUGGACACAAGUACCUCAAAGACGUUUUAGGUGAUUUUAUCCGAGCCCUGUAUGAAUCAGAGGAGAACUGUGAAGUUGACCCAAUGAGAACACCGCCUUCUGUAUUACCCGAACAUCAAGCCAACCUCCGGAUGUGCUGUGAGCUUGCACUCUGCAAAAUCAUCAAUUCUCAUUGUGCAUUUCCAAGAGAACUGAAAGAGGUGUUUGCAUCCUGGCGCGUUCGUUGCGCAGAGAGAGGAAGAGAGGACAUUGCAGAUCGACUCAUCAGCGGUUCCCUCUUUCUGCGGUUCCUGUGUCCAGCUGUCAUGUCUCCGUCAUUAUUCAACCUUACGCAGGAAUAUCCCGAUGAACAAACUUCACGUACACUCACUCUCAUAGCCAAAGUGGUGCAGAACCUGGCAAACUUCUCAAAGUUUGGCAGUAAGGAGGAGUACAUGUGCUUCAUGAAUGAGUUUUUAGAGAUGGAGUGGGGCUCCAUGCAGCAAUUCCUGUACGAGAUCUCCAAUCUAGAUAGCGUGAGCAAUGCAGGAGCCUUUGAGGGUUACAUAGACUUGGGAAGGGAGCUCUCAAUCCUGCACAGUCUUCUAUGGGAAGUUAUGGCACAACUAAGUAAGGAUGCAAUCAUUAAACUUGGACCAUUGCCCCGCCUUCUCAAUGACAUUAGCAUGGCCCUUCGUAACCCUCAUCUCCAAAGACAGCCCAGUCAUCAGACAGACAGACAGCCUCCAGAGAGACAGACAGACAGAUUGCUCUCCAGACCGAGCUUCAACAGGGGUGUCUCAUCGGAAUUCCAAAACCUUAUGAUGAGAGACCUGAACAGUUCAGUUGAGAUUACUCGCCUGCCUUCUCCAACCUCUGCGAUGUCCAGCGGUGGAGCUCCUCCAUCUCGGCCUGGAAUUGGGGGAUUUGCAGACCGAGAUCAUCCUCACCGAGCCUCAUCUAAAGACGUUUUCUAUGUUGCCCGCCCCCCACUGGCCCGGUCCAGUCCCGCGUACUGUACUAGCAGUUCUGAUAUUACUGAUCCAGACCCAAAGGCCUCCAUUGCCGGCCUCGGCAGCUACGGUGGACUCGCAGGCUUGGGAGGAGGACUCGGAGGUCAGCUGCGUGCCGGAGGACGCAUGUCGGCCGGAUCCGGGGGUUCCAGCAUGUCCGGGGGUCUGAGACUGAGCCAGAUGGGGACCACGACCGACUCACUGUCCCAGCAGCAACAGCAGCAGGCCGCCGCCCUUCGCUACCCCCUCUCCUUCCAGAACCCUCUGUUCCACCUCGCUGCAGAUGGGCCACAGCUUCACCACCAGCACAGUCGGGCACAACCGCCUCCUCCGCUCCUGCUCGCCCCAGAGCCGGACUCUUCACACCCCUCUUACAUCCCGCAGUUUGCCCACGGUGGGUUCUCUCGAAGUGAGGAUCUCUCCAGCCUCAGACCAGGACCUCAUCUGGGUCAGCCGAGCAUCAUUCACUCCCACAGCUAUAGUGAUGACUACACUCGACAUAACCAGAGCGACUACGGGCGACGACAAAUCCCAAUGCAUUUGCAGGAGCAGCAACAGAUGACAGGAAUGACAUCACAGACCGGCACAUCUCAUUCUUCCCUUGCCACGCCUCCUUCCACUGUUCAGCCUGUCCGUCAAAGCUCCAUGGUUCCUCCCACUCAGCGAAUGAAAUUACAACCCUCGCUUCAGCUGUCUGUGAGUUCUGCCGCUGGCGCCCCUACAGGCAAGACCAGACCUCAGAGCGGAAACCUGCUCCAGUCCCCUGAGUCAGGCUUUGGGGGCCGGCAGCAGGGCCCUCGACAGCAGCUGUCCGUCAAAGACAAUACUCCCCCGGGUCUACCCCAUCAGCAGAGCUCCACCAGGGAGAGCCAGGGGUCCCAGGGCUCUCAGGGCGGAACUCCACAGUCCACACAGCAAUCCAAAUCGCAUCAGGAACGCCAGCAGGUCCAGCAACAGCAUCUACUCAAGCCUACCAUGAGCAAACAGGGCUCUUCACAAUCUCCUUCCACCCUCAAUCCCCUGACCCCUGCCUCUGAGCGAACCGUCGCCUGGGUGUCCAACAUGCCCCAUCUGUCUGCUGACAUCGAGAGUUCCCGCAUCGACAGAGAAGAAUUCAAGCUGAAGGAGUAUUCAAAGAGCAUGGACGAGUCACGCCUGGACAGGGUGCGUGAAUAUGAAGAGGAGAUUCACUCCCUGAAGGAGCGUCUGAUGAUGUCACACCGAAAGCUGGAGGAGUAUGAGAGGAGGCUGUUAACUCAGGAGCAGCAGACCAAUAAAAUCCUGCUGCAGUAUCAGAGCCGACUGGAUGACAGUGAGAGGAGACUCAGAAUGCAACAGAUGGAGAAAGACAACCAGAUUAAAGGAAUUAUUGACAGACUCAUGGCUGUGGAAGAUGAGCUGAGGGUAGGGGUGGUGCCUGAGAACAAACCCAGGAUAUUCGCAGAUCAGGGGAGGAGGCAGUCCAUCCUAGUGCAGCCGCGUCUUGCGCCCGUUCCACUGCGAAUGCACAGCCAAUCACAAAGCUUCAUGGAGGACAAUCUGGAACCUAAUUGGAGGCCUCAUCUAGGACGUUCUUCGGGUUGGCCAGGUUUUAAUUCAAGGGCACAUUCACGUGAUUUAGUUGGUUGACAGAGGGGAAAUUGAGGCUUUGACUUGCUAACAGUGCCAAAGCCGAUCCAAAGAAACAAAUAGGUUCCCUUCCUCUGAUGUGCCCUCUCUCUCUAUUAUAGACAUUGUUUUGACAGUGACAGUGACUGUAAGAUGACAGUGUUUGGAUGCUUAGCGCCUGUCAGACAGUUUCUCUGUGCCUCAUAAUGGCUAGGAAGCACAUGGGAGACAUUGAGUGGUUCAUUGAGAGAGCUGGAGAAAUUCUAAGGAUCAGAUCCAAAUCAAAGUUGCUGAUUUUUAGUUUCUUUACUAACUACGUGAAGGAUAUUGAUGCUCUACUUGUUCUCAUUAAGAUCAUGCCUGCCUAUGUGUCGAUCAUGUCUUUUAUUUUAGGGAAACUGAAUAUGCACAGCCCUUUUCUGUUCAAAGAGACGCUUCAAUUAAAAUUCAGCAGAUAUGAUAGGGGCUGGAACUAUCCGAACUUUGUUUCUCAUGUCCAAUAUGGCAGUUUUCUACUUUGUGACUGGACCUCACCUAGAUGAUAUCACAUAAUUUACAUGCUGGUAAUGUGAGAACUGCAGAAUCGAAAAAUAAUCCUUUUUGAUAAAUUACGUGACGAUCUCUUGAAACAAUCCUUUGCAAAGAAGUUUUGUUGAAUUACGAGAAAAAUUAAAAAAUGACAACCUUUUAUUUUACCUGCUCCCCCCCCCCCCCCGACCAUGACCUGGAUUCUCAACAGCUCAUCUGCGAAAGAAAGAUGACUUUUUUACUUAAUUUAUUUAUUUUCAACGAUUGCUGUGGAGUUCUUUAUUUAUGGACAAUCAGACACCGUUUGGAAGUGGAUCCAUUUAUUCCUCUUGUUUAGAAACUUGGCAGUCACACGUUUGUUGGACUGUGGGUAGUUUUACCGGAGCAAAGCCAAGUUGCUGUUUUAAAUGUAACUUUAUUUCCUUGUUUGGAUUCCAUUGGCAGGCAACACGAGCAUUUCUCUGCUUCCUUUUUUCACCACUAGACAAAAAUAUAAAUGUUGAGAGAUAAUGCAGGUUGAAUAAUGUUGUGGGUGACUGUAUGUAUAUAUACAGUGUGUGUACAGUCUUUGUGUAUAUACUGGAUGUAUGGUUAUAUAAUAUAAAUAUUCAGUAUAUGUAUUUGUACAUACCAUAUGUUUGUAUAUGCAGUGUACAGAAUGUGUUCUUUAACACCAAUAUCUCUUUUUGUCAAAAUGUGUGGAAAAGAAAAAGUGCAACUUUCUGGAACUGAAAAAGAAUUGCAUUGGCAACUUGUUGGCAGCAAUCUUUGGAAGCACUUUUUUGCUCAGGCUGAUGCAUUGCUAUGCAUCUGCCACAUAUUUUGCCAAUCUGAAGCUUACAGUCAUUUUCUCAUUGAUUGAAACGUUUUGUAACAGUUUCUGGGUGACCAAGCAAUGGUUGUACAUAAAUAUAUAGGCUAAAUACCUACUGUAUGUAUGCAUAUAUCAAUUUUUCCAGACAUGAAUAACAUGCCAAUCUUUGCAGCUUGCAUCCCCUCUUGCUUUCAAUUUCAACAUUGCCGUGAGUCAUAAGUUUUUUGGAUCGAUGUAGGAGGUUGAUCUCGGAAGAAAUGUACCUUUUCUCUAAACGUUCCCAUUUACUAUACUGACCUUUUGUAUGGGCUGAUGCUUUAUUCCCUCAUUACGUGCCAAGCAACUCUAAUUCGCAAGUAAAAGCUACUUUCAUCCCCUGUAAAUAAAUGGAGUUUCCAUGAUGUGCCUCUUUCUAAUAAAUUUUAGUUGAUCUUUGUCAGCCAUAAGCCAAUCACAUUCAUCUUUCUUGACAAGCCAUAAGCCCAGCCCCCUAAAUUUCUGUUUUUGAAAAGGGCAUACACUAGGGAAUUAAUUUCUUGUGUGUGUGUGUGUGUGUGUGUGUGUGUGUGUGUGUGUGUGUGUGUGUGUGUGUGUGUGUGUGUGUUUAUAUAUAUAUAUAUAUAUAUAUAGUAAUAGAAAGAGCGUAUGUCAGAGUGUAUUGCCAAUGUUUUUGGAUUUAUUAUGAAUGUUGAUAUUCUGGAUAUUGAACUAUGAUUAUUAUUAUUAUUAUUGUAAUAAUGAUAUAAUGACUGCUGUUAUCAUUUCAUUCUUUAAUUUAAUUUAUUUUUGAAUGAUUCUGAAUUUAUAUUUUUUCGGGUGGGCUAAUUAUAGAAGUUAACUAAACUGAUGAAUAAAGAAAUAAUUAAAUUCUUUUGUAAUUCAUUUAUCUUAUUGGAUAUGGCAUUUUUGGUUUCUCUAUCUGUCUGUUGAUUUGAUAUUGAUGCCACUCUCACUUUCAGCUUCUUAUGAUCUUCAUAAACUAAACAGAGGAAAUCCUUCCUUAUUAAUGCCUUCAUCAGAACGGAAGACUAAACAGAAAGAAACACAGUGAAAAAUUGUGAUUUCAGUAUUGAUGUUCAGUCUCAGGCAGGUUAUUUUUUUAUACACACCUCUCUUUUCAAAUUCCCUGUUGAUGAAUCCCAAAUGCAGCUGCCAUGGUGAUACCAGCUGGUCUGUCUGUUAAUCUUGUCCAGAGAUGAAGGCUUGACGAGAACAGGUCUGAUUAUCAAUAUUUUAAUGUCUGGCUCACAUCUCACCUACAAAUCAAAAGAAUAAAAUAAGAAAUAAUAUUUUACUUUAAGAAUUUUUUACAUUGUGUUUUUGUCAUUCCUGUACAGGAUGUUUGCCUACCUUAAAGGAAUAUUCUGAGUUCAGUAC